AUGGAGACCGAGUUGUAUCGAGAGAGCGCACUUUUCUCCUGGGAUGAGGUUGCGACCUGGACAACGCGUAGUUUGGCUACAGGGAGGACCGCGGAACCCGAGUCCAUCGCUAGCCCUGGUGGGCCGACUGCCUCCCAGGGCGCAACGCAAACAGCGCUCGAAGCUAGCAGCGGGCGGGUUGUGGACGCGGGCGCGGUGUUUGGCGCUCCCGUACGAGACUCAGAGGCAGGUUUCAAUGACGAGUACAUCGAGGUGCUCAUCUGGAGGCUUUUGCGUCACAAGGAGCGGGAUCGGGCUGGUGCCUCGCUUUGGCUCGAGAUCGCCCGGAAACGUUUCUACGGUUCUAUGCAAAAGUUUCCAGAUCCAGGGGCUCUGGGAAACCUGUCGACUUUGCAAGCGACGCUUGCUCAAGUCUUACACGGAGAGCGGUGGCGUCUACUGGACGAAUCCAUCUCCGCCGUGGUCUUUGGUGCGGACCCGAGCUGGUGCUACCUCCUCGUUGCGGGUACUCGACUUGUCUGCGUUCGACUGAGCGCGCUCAAGUCAGCCCAGACAGAAGUUGUUGCUUACGAGUACAGAAACGGGUUGGGUGUAGGCACAGCGCUUUCGUCCGAACGAGUGAUGCGAACACCUGGAAGCAUGCGUCGGGAAUCUGUUCAGGAAAGCCACCUCGAUACCGAGACGGCGGAUAUGCGUUACUUUUCCAUGGAGACCUACGCCCCAUUUCCCUCGAACACAGUUCAGACGCUGCACUUGCCGACCGAAGUUUACGCAAUCCAAGCCUUGGAGGAUGCGCCGCACGCUUUUAUUGCGUUCGCACGAAGUGGGCAUCUAUUCCGUAUCGAAAUCAUGCAGCCUACGGGAAUGGAUGUGACAAACGUUUCAUACACGCUGACGACGCUCGCAUCCCCGAAGAGUUUCCGUAAUUUCGGUCCAGCAAAGAGGAUACUGCAAUCACUGAAAACGCCGGGGCGCCUGGGGGCCACGGCGGGAGCCUCCACACCAACCCGCGUAUCUCCGCUGGGAGUGGAGAGGCGGACGCCUUGGCUUGCCAGCAGCAGGUCUGCAGGUCGCGCUUUUGGACAAGUUCCGAUCGUUGCAACUUGUGCGAUGCGUGGCCACGUGUUGAUGCUCGACAUGGAGGGCAUUUUUCGACUGUGGGACCUGGGCAACCCGCAGGUCUUUGUUGAGUCGGUGCCCUGGCGUGCCUCGCUGGCGUCAUCGGGGAGUUUCGGCUUGGUGCCGCAUACGCAUUCUGUGGAGAUAGCUGCGCCAAACGGAGUAAUGGCCUCAUUUUUAGCCGUCGUCUCUGUUUUGGACGCAAGCGGCCUGUUGCGUUUGCAACUCAUUCAUGUCGUCUUGCGGCGCGCUGCUGAGGAAAACAGCACGCCCACCGGUCUGGAACUCACCACACAGCUCUUGGCUGAUGCGGAGGCGCCUGCGGAAGAGCUGACGACGUGCUGCUUCUGGCAAUCGCAGCAGGCACUCUGUCUGGGCUGGGCAAACGGCAGUAUCACCUUGAUACCGGUAUCCGCUGAUGCUAUCUCAUCGGCAAGUACCCGGGAAGCCUCGGGAGAGCCCUGGUGGUCAUUCUCACUGAAGCCGGUCUACAGUAUCGCUGCCGAGGAUGAGAUAGAUGCGGACCUCCAUCUGCAAGGCGCCCUGGAUCGGACACCGGGACGCGACCCGGUAGAGCGUAUUCUAGCGCCGCAUCGUUUCCCCUGGGGCACUGUCUACCGGGUACUGCAGCGUUCGCUCCGCAGCGAGCAAGAUGCUGCAAAUACCUCUGCCGUGACGUCGGAGUACGCACUGGAUCAAAGCAUGUCACCGUGGACGUUAUCGGCGUCGCCGUGCCUCGUUCGGUAUCUGCGGGAGCGCCUGGUCGAGCUCGCAACACAGGAUCCCGCGACGAUGGAUCGCUUCCUUCGUCGCGUUCGCAUGUUUUACCUCGAAAACGACGCGUCCGUUCUACAGCUGCAACCGAUGCCUCUUUUGGAUGCAUUCAGCCUUGUCGUGCAUCCCUGGGGUGCCGCCGUACUCCGCCUCUGUGAUGCGUCGGAGUGCCUGUUUUUCCGGAGUCGCGAUCAUUCGUUCAGCACCAAUCAGGGCGAUGCGCUGCCCUGGAUGACUUUCUUGAGUAGGCUGCUUGUCGAGCGCUUCAAUGCUUCACGCUGCGAUGCCUCGAUUGGUGGAUCAACGCCAGCGCUGGAGCCACUUGCAUCGCCACCGGCCUUGCUGCAACAGGACGACUCGGCAGCGCUGCUGCAUCACCUGUGGGAUAUCGUGACUGGUCCAUGUCUGCUGACCGCGGAUGCUCUACAGCGCCUCCAACCGCCACCUGGCCUGCUAGCAGUCGUGCAGGCUACAAGUCUGCCGCAAAUUGCCUACGUGCGGCGGACUUUUGCUGGCAUUGGCGCGAAUCUUGCCGCGCUAGGGCAGCAGCAGCAGCAGCAGCAGCUAAAUUUCUGGAAUCACCAGGAACGGCUGUGGGACUUGGCACUGCGCAUCAGCACCAGCGCCGAGCUAAGCGACCAGUACGGACACCAUUUCGUGGAACGAAUGCUCGGGAACGGCGAGUGGCUCGUUUGGCUGAAAAUGCAGCACGCGCUCAGCACAGACUCUGUUAACGCCAACGCAAGCGCGUCUGCCGGCUCUGCCACCUGGUUGACGCUGGUACCGCUGCUGAUACGGCCGAGUCCUUCGAUGGUACGUCUUCUGGUAGAGAAGGCGCCGUUGCACUGGGCGCUGCUCCUGAUCGAUUCUUUCUAUGAGAAUGAGAUGCCUGCGGUUCGUGCUCAUGUGGCAGGCCUCAUCGCACUGCAGCGCUGGCGUGAGGAGCGGCAAACGGAUCCAGUGUCGCCUUUUGUUGAGGCGUGGACGGAGCUCCAGCAGAAGCAGCGGCCACUUGAUCUGGAACUCUUACCACAACUCGUUGGAAGUAUGAGCGGUGCACUGGAUUACGCAGAACGCAUGGUGGAGUUUCUCGAGGAUCAACAGGCGCAUGAGGCAGCCUGUCAAAUGGCGCGAGUCGCCCUUGCGACCCUAAGGGCAGAGCGCCAUGUGCAAGCAGGAGGCGAGCCUCAACCGGGCCUCGUUUCUGUACGUGAACGAACCGAGCGAGAAAUCACCCAGACUCAGUUGGGAUUCUUUCUAUUCAUGCGGGCACUGGAUACGAACGCGCUCGACGAGGCGCUCUCGGUGCUCGUGAAGGAUCUCCGGGAAUCGAGUGCGCCUCAGACCCGUGAUGCGCUCUAUCUCCUGCUACAAAAAGCCAUCGAAAUGAAAGGAAUGCCGUGGUUGCUGGCUCAAUCCCUACCACCUCUGUGCUUUCUGCGCUCUGCUGAGGCGCUUUGGCGCCUCGCGACCGCCUGUGAUCUGGAGCGUGCGGGUUCACUGUACGAGACGACGUGUGCUGUUUACAUGACUCGGAACGAAUGGUGGCUGGCAGCGUGCGUCGCCGUUGACUGGGCCGAGCGUACUCGUCAAGCACUGGACGCGGUACCAGCGGCACAGCAAGCGCAGUUGCUGGUCGACGCUUCAGCCGCUGGCGAGUCUGAACGCGUCACAUGGCUCCUGGAGCAACGUCAGUGCGCGUUACAGCUCGCGCUCUACCUGCUCAAGCAGGCCGGGGACAAAGCCGUUCCCGUCACUCCGUCCUGGGUGAUGGUCCAAGAGGCUGACAUUCGUCGGGCCUGGUUGCUCGUUCGCUAUCAACGUGCACUGCGACGUCAGCUGAAUGCAUCGGGGCACAGCAGCGGAAACUUGCGUUUCCUAUUCGAGACCAGCGAUGCGGCAGCUCGAUCCGUGGCGUAUCAGCUUGUCGCUAGUCCACAUCGUUUCGAUGGUGAGAGCGGUAUCAUGGCAGCUCUGAGGCUCACGUGUUUAUGGUGGAACGAAGCUACUGCUGCUACUGCUGCAUCUUCUGAUGCGGCGGCUCCAAGCAUGGCGCUCGCUGAUGUUCGUCGCGAGACUGCUCGUAUUAUUCGCCUUGCUGUCGAGCGUGUGCAACCUUUAUAUGAUGAACAUGCAGCGGCUGAUGCUGCGCUCGUCCAGAUCGACAAGGAACUCGAAGCGGCCCUCAAUUACGCUGCUUUGACCGCGCGAACUGGGUACGUUUUCACUCCUGCUCUGGAGGCCUGGAUUCAGUGCACUGGCAAGCCCAUGCAGACCGCUAGCUCCGAGCGCAGAACGAAUUCCCAGGGAAUAGCUACAGAGCGCUUGCCGAACAGGGACCUGGACCCUGCUGCGAUACCAACGUCAACUGCGGAAGCGAGGAUACCCAGUCGCAAACAAAGCGAUGACGCGAGCGAGUCCAAACCGGCGCCGUCCACCUUCAAAACGAAAGUGACAGUGGGCAUCGCUUCGGCACCACGUUGGCUAGUUGAUGCCGUGGCCCUGCGCGAGAACCACCUCGAGUCUAUGCUGAAGCUGCUGAUACAAAAGCAGCUCUAUGCUGACGCUGCUCAACUCGUUGUCUUGCGCUUGGAGUGCAGCAGCCCUCGGCGACACCCUAUCUAUCUCUCACAACAUGUUCUGCUUCAGCUGCGAGAACUCCUGAACGCUGCCCCGGACACCAGUGCAACCACGUCCUGA
Molecule: messenger RNA, 4593 nt
Organism: Cyanidioschyzon merolae strain 10D
Lineage: Eukaryota; Rhodophyta; Bangiophyceae; Cyanidiales; Cyanidiaceae
Exons: 1
Coding region: 1-4593 (1530 amino acids)
Source: RefSeq, a predicted model, not a curated record